This is a messenger RNA of Rubroshorea leprosula, 1524 nucleotides long. Lineage: Eukaryota; Viridiplantae; Streptophyta; Magnoliopsida; Malvales; Dipterocarpaceae. The record is from the annotation of a GenBank genome assembly.
GAUAUAAUCCCAUGCACAAAAUACAAAAAGGUAAAAGACCAAGAACCUCCGUUUAUCUCUCUUCACUAUCGGCAAUCCUCAGUUUCGCUACUUUGUUGUGGGGGGGUUUUUGUAGGGGUCUUUCUUCUAUUCGAUUCAUUCGACUAUCCGAUUUCUUUACAAAAGAAAGAUAGCAAGAAUAGAGUGAGGGACUGAAAGAAGGAGAUGGGUUCUCUGCAAGAUGUGUUAGGGAGAGGAGACAGAGGAAAAGACGAGGGAGAAGAGGUAGAGGAAGAGCCAAUAUUGAAGCAGCAAAACCAGAGGUUUUGCAUGUUUCCCAUUAAGUAUCAGCCCCUUUGGGAGAUGUACAAGAAGGCUGAAGCCAGUUUCUGGACCGCUGAGGAGGUUGAUCUCUCACAUGAUGUGCAGCACUGGGAAACCUUAUCUGAUUCAGAGAAACACUUCAUAAGCCAUGUACUAGCCUUUUUUGCUGCCUCUGAUGGGAUAGUUUUGGAGAACUUGGCUGCAAGAUUUCUAAAUGAUGUUCAAAUUCCAGAGGCCCGGGCAUUUUAUGGGUUUCAAAUUGCAAUGGAGAAUGUGCAUUCUGAAAUGUACAGCUUGCUUUUGGAGACUUAUAUUAAGGAUUCAAAAGAAAAGCAUAGAUUAUUCAGUGCUGUUGAAAGCAUUCCUUGUGUGGCUAAGAAGGCUAAGUGGGCUUUAGAUUGGAUUCGGAGUUCCACUUCAUUUGCAGAAAGACUGGUUGCUUUUGCAUGUGUUGAAGGAAUCUUUUUUUCAGGAAGCUUCUGUGCCAUUUUCUGGCUUAAAAAAAGAGGAUUGAUGCCAGGCUUGACAUUUUCAAAUGAGCUUAUAUCUAGAGAUGAGGGUCUUCACUGUGACUUUGCUUGCCUUCUUUACAGUUUGUUAAAGAAGCAGCUAGAUUGCCAGAAGGUUGAACAUAUUGUUGAUGAAGCAGUGGAAAUUGAGACUGAGUUUGUCUGUGAGGCACUCCCUUGUGCAUUAAUUGGCAUGAAUUCAUCACUCAUGAGCCAAUACAUAAAGUUUGUUGCUGACCGUCUUUUGGUUGCAUUGGGUUAUGAGAGAAAAUACAAUGCAGAAAAUCCUUUUGAUUGGAUGGAAUUUAUAUCUCUUCAAGGGAAAGCUAACUUCUUUGAGAGGAGGGUGGGUGAUUAUCAGAAAGCAUCUGUUAUGUCAAGCCUUCAGAAUGGAGGGAAAAACUAUGAAUUCAAGCUGGACGAAGACUUCUAGUCACCUAUUGUUGAUUGCCUCUAGUGUCAAUUCAAAUGCUGGUAGUGGGUAUCAAAUUUUUGUUACGAUUCUUUGCAGUAACGUUUUGUCUAUAAUACACAUUAUGAAAAGGCUAUCGGAAACCAUCAAAUCAUCAACUGGACAAAUAUUUAGAAUCACUGCUUUCCCUUAUCUGAUGUUUUUAGUGCCUGUCACAUUCGAAGGCGGUAGGUAUUCUGUCUGUAUCCAAGCUAAAUGUUCCUCUUGGUGGAAUGUUGAUAUCCAGGGCACUUUAUUUGA